AUGGCGUGGUUGCUUCGCUUCAUUAAACGCUGUCGUAAAAGGGAGCUAAAAUAUCAUGACUAUGGACUCACUGCAGAAGAGAUUGAUGCUGCCGAGCACCUGUUAUGCCUGCGCGUUCAAUCAGAAGCUUUCGCUUCAGAACUUGACUGCAUCGAACUUGGUCAAGGUGUACCAAAGGACAGCGCAUUAAAACAACUUUCGCCAUACUUGGAUAACGACGGGUUACUUCGCGUGCGAGGCCGCAUAGAUGCAGCCACCGUCUUGCCGUAUAACGCCAGAAGGCCAAUUAUACUUCCAUACGGACACAUCUUCACGCGAUUGGUCGUUCGUUACCAUCAUUGCCAGAAGAAGCACCAGAAUCACGAGGCGACUUUAAGCAAUAUUCGUCGAAAAUACUGGAUUCCCAGAAUAAGACAGCUCUUACGAAGCGUAAUAGCCGAAUGUUACCUCUGUCGUAUCAGCAAGGCAGAACCUCACGCACCCAUGAUGGGUCCUCUCCCUGAAGUUCGCCUCGAGCCCUACGUACGGCCGUUUACCUAUACGGGGCUCGACUAUUUCGGGCCUAUUUCAAUUACUGUCGGUCGGCGUAAGGAAAAGCGUUGGGUCGCGCUGUUUACGUGCCUCACCGUGCGCGCAAUCCACCUGGAAAUCGCCCACGACUUAUCGACGGACUCGUGCAUAAUAGCCAUGCGCAAUUUCAUGAACAGGAGAGGGGUUCCCGCACGCUUAAGAUCCGACAACGGAAAAAACUUUAUAGGAGCCAACGAAGAAGCGAAACGUUUUUCUGAGGUUUUUGAUACCGAACGUGUGCAAAACGAAUUGUCCACCAAGGGAGUUGAAUGGUUUUUUAACUGCCCCGCCAAUCCGUCUGAAGGGGGUGUUUGGGAAAGGAUGGUACAGUGCGUUAAAAGGGUUCUUCGACAUUCAUUGAAAGAAGUAGCACCGCGUGAGCAUGUCUUGCAAAGCUUCCUUAUAGAAGCAGAAAAUAUAGUUAAUUCACGCCCAUUGACGCACUUACCCAUCUCUCCGGACGAAGAAGAGCCGUUAACACCGAACAAUUUCCUGAUUGGCGUGGGUAAUGCUCCGAACACGCCUACGGUAAAUGCCCCGGAUGAAAGGAUAUUUGGUUUGCGCAAGCAGUGGCGCAUAGCGCGNUGA
Molecule: messenger RNA, 1158 nt
Organism: Rhagoletis zephyria (snowberry fruit fly)
Lineage: Eukaryota; Metazoa; Arthropoda; Insecta; Diptera; Tephritidae
Biological process (GO): DNA integration
Molecular function (GO): nucleic acid binding
Source: RefSeq, a predicted model, not a curated record